CGUACCAGGAAAUAAUUUCAGAAAGGCCAAAUCUUGGGGAACCCAAGACACAACUUUAUGAUGUCGAUAUGUAUAUUUUAUUGUCGUAUACACCUCUGAUUUUCAGGAUAUAGUUUUACGGAAUUCAAUCGGAGUGUCAUAGGAACACCUUUAUAUGUGUAUAGAUUGUUUUAUGCUAAACCAGGCUUGAGUCUUUUAUUGGGAAAUUGAAGGAUCAGAGAAGGACUUCAAGGGAUGCCAAAAGCUAGGAAGAAUGACUACCAGGAUUGGACCUUCCCGAAUAAAGGAGGCGGACCAUCUGACCUCGGCCCUCGGAUGGUCCACGAGGACCCUUCUUUGACCAACCCCGAUGACGACCAUCAGGGUCUGAAGCAAGGAGUGAGACGCGUUCUCGACGAGGAAAUUGAAGUCGAUGUCAAGGGACUGGUGCGGAAAUACGAGGAGCAUGAUCUUGGAGGAGAGUUCGCAGAUGGGCCAGAAAGACGCUUGCCAGUGAUCAAACGUAAUAUCAAUACCGAUCUACCAGCAGACAAUCAAUAUACGGAAGAAGAGGUAGAAUUGGGACCAUCAUUUCAACACGAAGAACAACAUGAAAAUCCAGAGUUUCAAAUUGAAGAUGAUUUCCAACCAGAAGAUUAUCCUGAUGAUCCAGAGACAUUUUAUCACAACGACCCGCCGCUUCACAACCGCGUUUCAUAUCACGCCAACCGCCAAGAGUCUGAUGCUCUCUCGACCAAGCAGGUUAAGGAAUUCGACGCCGCAGCUGCUCGCGAGGCUUCGAAGCUCCAGUGGUCUUCCCAGCACUCAUCAACUCCUCCGUGUCCGCCGCCAAAUCAGAGGAAACAGCUUGACGCCUUGCCAGUGGUUCCCGCCCAGGAAAUGACGAAUGCGCGCUACGACGAACUGGAUGUGCAUGCCCGCAAAGGCGGUAGCGAUUACCGCUCUCGGAAAGUUCCCGGUUAUGACGAAAGCGACGACAUCGCCGCGCAGAAGAAGAAAGCGGCUGCCCAAGCUGGUGACCGGAUGAGCUGGAAAUCGAGGGCGAGGUCGAGGGGAGAUGAGAUGCUUGAUUACGUGGUGUCGAAGGCGGGGUCGAAAGCGAAUCGGACGGUGGUGAUUCUUAUCGCUUUGGGUCUAUUCGCCAUUCUAAUCGCCAUCGUUUUCAUGGUCAUCUACUUCUCGACAGGACAAAAGUCAUUACCUACAGUAACAAUGCAACCAACUGAUGCUGGCCCGACAGACACAGGAGGAUCAAUAGUCAUUGUUGGGGUCAAUCUUGAUGCAACGGUUAGGCUGUCUAAUCGUGCUUUCAUCCCUCAGUACAACAACGACCUAUCGCCUCAAUAUCGCUCGCUGGCAGACAAUUUUACCAACACGAUGGACGAUGUUUUCUAUGGAAGCGAUCUCGGUGACGUCUACAAUGGGACACAAGUCAAUGGAUUUAGCCCUGGAAGCAUCAUCGUUGACUUCGUGAUCAUGCUUCUCUCUCCGCCAAUGACAGCCCCGGGGGACAUGACCACGCCUGCAGGCUCCAUCGAUGACCGACUUAAGAAGAUUGAGGAGGACGUUCAAGCCGCAGUCCAGGAGGUCAUCGAGGAGGCCGCUGAUGAAGGAAAUCUAGACGAACUCGGUGUCGAUUCGACAUCGUUUGUUGUCAACGAUGUUGGCGUGGAUGUCCGUGUCAUAACAGAGGCACCGACAACAGCAUCGUCCACCGGUACAACAUUGAGACAGACAACACCAACGACAACACUAACACCUGCAACAACACCAAUUCCAGUAACAACACAAACACCAGACACAACUCCACCAACCAUUGUAUGCCCAGAAGACAAAAUUGUGUAUCUAGGGACGGGCGAGUUUUCUGCAAAUGUAACAUGGCCUCCCAUCGAAGCCGAUGACGAUUCUGGUCACGUGACUGUGACGACCGAUAUGACCGAAGGAUUGUGGGAUGCCGGGGAAUAUACUGUAGUUGCCACGGCAACGGAUCCCUCAGGAAACUCAGACCAAUGUUCGUUCAAUGUGACCGUUAAAGAUCGGACGUGUCCGGCUGGGUGGUUGCGGAGAACAGACGGAUGCUAUCGCCUCGCCUGGGCGGACCCGGUCGAUUACCCACAGGCUGUGCAACUAUGCUCUGAACUCGAUUCCUUUCCCUUCGUACCGAACUCGAGGUCCGAAAUGGAUUUCGCCCUGGAGUUCCUGGGCGAUAUCGGUAUCGGGUAUAUCUGGGUUGGAUGUGACGACAAAGAUACGCAAAGACGUUUUGAAUGCCUGGAUGGGAGUCGAAUUGGAUCACAGAGCAAUCUAUGGCACCCAGGUCAACCAAACUCUUACAAUUCGGAGAAUUGUGUAGCAUUGGUGUUUGGUCAAAGACUUCAUGAUUGGUCUUGUACGUGGAAUCAGCCCAGGACUCUCUGCGAGAGAGUUGCGGAUUGACAGGGACGUGCACCAUAUUCAUACAUACAUCUAUCACGGAGACCUUAUCCAUUCUACCCAUUGUCUGAGGAUCGCCUGACAUAUCGCUGGGGGCAUAGAAUUCAUCAGGAACAGAGAAAUGGGCUACAUAUAUUUAUUCCAAAAAAGAGUGCACA
Messenger RNA from Lytechinus variegatus (green sea urchin), 2591 nucleotides. RefSeq lists its product as uncharacterized. Lineage: Eukaryota; Metazoa; Echinodermata; Echinoidea; Temnopleuroida; Toxopneustidae. The record is from RefSeq and is a predicted model, not a curated record. The transcript has 13 exons. Bases 235 to 2436 code for a protein of 733 amino acids.